AUGGAUGAAUAUUCGAGGGAGCCCUGUCCUUGGAGGAUCCUGGAUGAUUCUGGUGGUGCUUUUCUGAUGGGCGCGAUAGGCGGUGGAAUAUUUCACUCUAUUAAGGGCUUCAGAAAUGCUCCUGUGGGAUUUAGCAGGAAAAUGUUGGGAAGUUUAGCAGCCAUGAAAGAAAGAUCACCUAUAGUAGGUGGCAACUUUGCUGUUUGGGGUGGAAUGUUUUCAACAAUUGAUUGCUCUUUGGUAUAUUUACGACAAAAGGAGGAUCCAUGGAAUUCUAUAAUGAGUGGGGCUCUUACUGGUGGCAUCUUGGCGGCUAGAAAUGGUGUUCCAGCAAUGGCAGGUAGUGCAUUAGUUGGUGGAAUUCUUCUUGCAUUGAUUGAAGGAAUUGGUAUAAUGUUCACAAGAAUAUCAGCUGAGCAGUUCAAGCCACAACAACCAAUAUUUGAAGAUCCUUCUGUGUUAGGACAAAGUCAAGGCCCAAGUUCAUUUCAAUAA
Molecule: messenger RNA, 495 nt
Organism: Pieris macdunnoughi
Lineage: Eukaryota; Metazoa; Arthropoda; Insecta; Lepidoptera; Pieridae
Source: the annotation of a GenBank genome assembly